This is a messenger RNA of Eleginops maclovinus (Patagonian blennie), 2415 nucleotides long. RefSeq names its product neurexophilin and PC-esterase domain family, member 3 (gene nxpe3). The record is from RefSeq and is a predicted model, not a curated record. NCBI's taxonomy places the organism in Eukaryota, Metazoa, Chordata, Actinopteri, Perciformes, Eleginopidae. The transcript has 6 exons. The coding region runs from base 356 to 2200 and encodes 614 amino acids.
GUGAGAAGGUGCUGUGGACUGUGGUGAAAUGGCGCUCCACAUUGCAUUUUUUACCGACCUGCCACGCUUACUCCACAGAUCAAACAAACACACUUGUCCUUUACACUUGUGAAACAAAAGUCUAUUUCCCAAUUCUCGUGAAAAAGCUAAUGCUGCGUUUACAUCGGAGGUCGGAGGUCGGAACUGGGAGUGACGUCACAUUCAAGGUCGGAAAGUCGGAAAAGAUGGACGCGCCUUGUUUACAGAUUUAGCAAUUACCUCGGGCUAGCCAUUGUUAGCAAUACCGGUUGAUAACAGCGCUCUGUGUGAUAUUUUGUGAAAACAAAUAUCGUAGCAACAUAUCUUCAGAUAGAAGAUGAGCGGUACUUCAUGUACAGAGCAUCAGUCAUCCAGGACGAAACAAUGCUAUCAUCGCUGGUGUGACGACAAGAGUGAAAACGGGCCUGAUCAUGGGAGUCAGAAAAAGAUCACCAUGUGCAGAAAUGUGUCCAAAUAUGGCCUGUUCUUCCUCUUCCUAGCCCUGUCUGGCCUCAUCUUCCUGUUGCGCAACAUUCACACUUUGGAGAACUGGAACUGCCAUACUAUUUCAGCCCUCUACCAGCUCCAGAGCAGGAUCCAGUCAUCCUUCAACCCCGUAAAUCUGCCCACCUUUCAUCACAACCGCACCUUCUGUGCCCAUCUGGGCCAGAAACCAACGCCUGAAGAAGAAUUGGAGGAGCGCUACCUGCUGGACUCCAUCACCUGGCCUGGGCCUCCGCCUCGCUCUUCACCACCCGCCCUUCGCCAGACGAGCGACCCCGUGCACAGCCUGUUCGCCAUCCUCCCCACUAAGGGAGAGCGGGAGUGGCAUGUGGGCGACCAGCUAGAGACGCUCGUCCAGAUGCACGACUUCCAGGGUCGUCCCAAGCGCUACGGAGGGGAUUUCAUUUUGGCCAGACUGCACUCCCCUGAGCUGGGAGCAGGCGUCGCAGGUAAAGUGCUGGACCACAAGAAUGGAUUUUAUUCGGCUAUGUUCCCGCUUCUCUGGGUGGGUUCUGCACAGAUUGAGAUCACACUGGUGCACUCGAGCGAGGCUGUGGCUGUGCUGCGACGGCUGAGGGAGGAACGGCCUGAUCGUGUGUUUUUUAAGAGCAUGUAUCGCCUGGGCUUCCUGUCUGAAACAACAGUCUGCAACAUGUGCCUGCCCCCUGAGCAGCCUCUGUGCAACUACACUGACCUCUACACUGGGGAGCCCUGGUACUGCUACAAGCCUAAGAUGCUCAGCUGUGACAGCCGAAUCAACCAUGCCAAAGGAGGCUAUCAGAAACACCUCAUCACCAACAAAGAAGCACUGCUCUUCCAGAGUGGUGUAAACAUUAAAGUUCCCAUACAUGCUUCGGGUCCCGACAGAAUCGAUGUUCUGCCCCCCAGGAAAGAGGUAGAGGUAGAAAGCAGCAGUGCAAAACCAGAGCCAGUUAAGCUAGCCCCGUCUGGAUAUUACUACGAGGACUCGUGGAGGCCAUUAGGUGGCGUUACAAUGCGCCAGUUCAACGAAUCAUCCGCCAUCACUCAAUGUUUGAAGAACAAGGUGAUCAACAUGUACGGAGACUCUACCGUCAGGCAAUGGUUCGAGUACAUCAUUGAUUCAGUACCAGAAUUAAAGGAGUUCAAUUUGCACAGUCCUAAGAACGUGGGGCCUUUCAUGGCGGUGGACAGCACCCAUAAUAUCCUGCUGAAGUACCGCUGCCAUGGCCCGCCCAUCCGCUUCUCCACCGUCAUGGCCAGUGAAAUGCGGUACGUUUCAAACGAGCUGGACGGCCUCUCAGGGGGUCCCAACACCGUCGUGGUCAUCAGCAUUUGGGCCCAUUUCAGCACCUUUCCUGUGGAGGUGUACAUACGGCGGCUGCGUCACAUCAGGCAGUCGCUAGUGAGACUUCUGGAUCGGGCGCCGGGGACGAUGGUUGUGAUCCGCUCGGGGAAUCUUCAGGCCGUGGACCAGGAGGUGAGCCUGUACAACAGCGACUGGUACUCCCUGCAGCUCGAUGAGGUGCUCAGGUCCAUGUUAAAGGGGCUGAACGUGCUGCUGGUGGACGCCUGGGAAAUGAGUUUAGCACACCACCUUCCUCACGCCCUCCAUCCACCGCCGGUCAUCGUCAAGAACAUGAUAGACACGCUUUUGUCUUACAUUUGUCCGGAGAUUAAAAAGAGCAUAUUUGCAUAGGAGAUGAGUGACGAUACUGGAUCUUGUUUUGUGAGAUUGAAUCAUUCGCAGAAGGUACACACCCUUUAAAUUCACUCUUAACUGAGAGAUUUGCCUGAAGUACUGUUCUGUGUGUGUGUGUGUGUGUGUGUGUGUGUGUGUGUGUGUGUGUGUGUGUGUGUGUGUGUGUGUGUGUGUGUGUGUGUGUGUGUGUGUGUGUGUGUGUGUGUGUGUGU